Messenger RNA from Pogoniulus pusillus (Red-fronted tinkerbird), 4032 nucleotides. RefSeq names its product septin 9 (gene SEPTIN9). The record is from RefSeq and is a predicted model, not a curated record. Lineage: Eukaryota; Metazoa; Chordata; Aves; Piciformes; Lybiidae. The coding region runs from base 116 to 1903 and encodes 595 amino acids. The transcript is spliced from 11 exons. Gene Ontology annotation, cellular component: septin complex; microtubule cytoskeleton; cell division site. Gene Ontology annotation, molecular function: molecular adaptor activity; GTP binding; GTPase activity. Gene Ontology annotation, biological process: intracellular protein localization; cytoskeleton-dependent cytokinesis.
AGCAGAAGCUGAGAAGGGGGGUGAGGGGGAAAAAGAAACUGCUUUCUAGGUCUGGAUUUCAUUUGACUCUCUCUCUCCCCCCCUCCUGUUCCCAUGUGCUGCACGGCGCGGGGGGAUGAAUGCUGAGCCUGUUAGCUCAGAGCUGCGAGCCGGGAAGAGGGAGGAAAAUAGCCGAGCUCUUGGCAUGGAGACGCGUUUCUGCUCUGAAGCUCUGAAAAGAUCCUUUGAGGUCGAGGAGGUAGAUCAGUCUUCAAAUUCCUCCACUCCACAAAGACGGACCCCAAACCCCCUUCUUAGGUCCACUGUGUCCAGCUCCACACAGAAGUUUCAGGAACUCGGCGCCAGGAAUUUGGAGCCAUCUGCCCGACAUGCGGACCUCACAGGCCAAAGAUCACCCAAGCCCUCUCUGAGGAGAGUGGAGCUCUCUGGACCCAAACUGUCCGAGCCGGUGUUCAGAAGAACAGAAAUCUCCAUUGACAUCCAGUCCAAGCAGGUGGAGAACUCAGGGGUGUCAAGGUUUGGCCUCAAAAGAGCAGAUGGGCUGGGGCACAAACCCCCUGAGCCCACCCCAAGGAGGACUGAGCUCAUCCUCGGCAAGCCCCAGGAGCCGAGUCUCCGGAGGGUGGAGACUCCCCCAUCAAAGAUCCCUGAGAUGCCUCAACGAAGAGCUGAGGUGGGCAACGCUUCUGUGCCCGACGCGGCCACCAAGCGCGUGGAAAUUCAGGUAGCGAAGGCUGCCGAAGUCCCAGCCCCACCAGCGCGGCAGGUGGAGAGCUCGGAGCCUCCUUUGGCCACCCAGCCUCCCCAGGCAGAGCCAAAGCCACAGCCAGUGCUGAUGGAGAGCCCACCAAAGAGAGAAGAAGGUCCAGAAGCAGUUCCCAGCCACGCACCCGGCAUGACGGACGCUCCGCGGGAUGCCGGCCCCAAGCAGGCGGCGCCAACGCGGCCGGAGAAGCCGGCUGCGGACUUUGGCUACGUGGGGAUCGACGCCAUCCUGGAGCAGAUGAGGCGGAAAGCCAUGAAGCAGGGCUUCGAGUUCAACAUCAUGGUCGUGGGUCAGAGUGGCUUGGGGAAAUCCACAUUAAUCAACACCCUCUUCAAAUCCAAGAUCAGCAGGAAAUCUGUACAGCCAACUGCUGAAGAGCGGAUCCCCAAGACCAUUGAAAUCAAAUCCAUCACUCAUGAGAUUGAAGAGAAGGGGGUUCGCAUGAAACUGACAGUCAUCGACACCCCAGGCUUUGGAGACCACAUCAACAAUGAGAACUGCUGGCAGCCCAUCAUGAAGUUCAUCAAUGACCAGUAUGAGAAGUACCUGCAGGAGGAAAUCAACAUUAACCGGAAGAAGCGGAUCCCCGACACGCGGGUGCACUGCUGUAUAUACUUCAUCCCGGCCACCGGCCACUCGCUCCGGCCGCUGGACAUUGAGUUCAUGAAGCGCCUGAGCAAAGUGGUCAACAUCGUCCCCGUGAUUGCCAAAGCCGACACCUUAACGCUGGAGGAGAGGGACUACUUCAAACAAAGGAUAAUGGCUGAUCUUCUUGCCAAUGGCAUCGACGUGUACCCUCAGAAGGAGUUUGAUGAGGACUCUGAAGACCGGCUAGUGAAUGAGAAGUUCAGGGAAAUGAUCCCCUUUGCAGUAGUGGGCAGUGACCAGGAGUACCAGGUUAAUGGAAGAAGAAUUCUUGGAAGGAAGACCAAGUGGGGCACCAUUGAAGUGGAGAACACGACACACUGUGAGUUUGCCUACCUGCGGGACCUCCUCAUCAGGACACACAUGCAGAACAUCAAGGAUAUUACCAGCAACAUCCACUUCGAAGCCUACCGGGUGAAGAGGCUGAACGAGGGCCAGAGCUCGCUGCCCAAUGGCGUGGCCGACAAAGAGCUGGUGGCUAACGAAAUGUAACCCUCUGGCCCCGCAGCCAGGGCCUCGCUCGCUCACGCUCGCUCUUUCUCCCCUCUCCCCCCUUUAUUUUUGUAUAAACCCUCUGCCACUCUCCCCCUCCCCCUGCCCCCAAGCCCCCUGCCAAUGUUAACUGACCAAAUAACCAGGCGCCGUCUCAGUCGUGCGGAGCAGGGUGACCGCUCGGCCACCCCACUUGCUGCCAUAGGUUUUCUUCUCAGCCCCUGGGCAGCAUCCCUGGGCUGGGGGCUGUCUCCCUGUGGAGGUUGGACUCUUUCUAUGCCCCCCAGUGCUGGCCUGACAGCCGAGCUCGGGGCAGCAGAUCCAUGGGGUUGGGGUGACCGUGGGAGCCCUCCCGCCCCUCCGUGCAGAGGCUUUUCUCCGUCCGUUGAAGGAAAGGGUUCUCCAAGGGAGUGCAGCCUUUGGAUUCAAGGUGCCGGUGGUAUGAAGAGAGCAAGAUGGCAAGACAGCCUUCCUUGUCUCCUGCUGCCUCCUGCAAGCCCUCUGGGACCAGCCAGCCUGCAGCCCAACCCUUCUGGCCUACCUACAUGCAAUAAACUGGGAGUGUUUAGGUAUCACCUCACCUGUCACCAAGCCCUAGCCAGGCAAAGCCACCUGCUUUGGGAGAAGUGCCUUUUCCGACUGUUAUCUUGCAAUAGUGUGGGAGAGGGGAGGGGAGGCUUGCCUUGGCUGUCUGCAGCCUCCAAAAGGCCUGUGAUGCUCUGAGGAGGCUCCUUUUCCCUCUCCCUGGGACCGUAGCUGUGGCCAGUGUCCUGGGAACACUUGUCUAUUUAUUUUUCAUUUCAUCUGAGUGGGGUUUUGUCUGCUGGAGGCUCAGAGUGGGUCUGUCCAAAGGGAGCUGAGAGUGGAAGGUCUCUGCAAAGCAGUGGUGGGAGGGAGAGGGUUGUCCUGCCUGACCCUUGUGAUUCUUGGGCUUUUCCCUAGGUCAGAGGAAGCUGUUGGGUGUUUUUUAAUUGCUCUUUUUUCUUGUUUGUCUCCCCUGUGUGCUGUGUGUACCUGUAACACACUGCUCUGUUCUGCUAGGCCCUGUGCAAGGGCACUGUGCAUGUGUGGACCGAGCCCUGCAGCCCUGGGGAAGGCUGGGGCAGUGGUGGGUGCUGUGCUCCAUGCCCCACCCUGCUCUGUCCCCCCUUCUCUGUGCCCCACUCCUCCUCUUCCAAUGAGUCUCCAGUGAAUAAGACCCUGGGGGGGUCUCUUUAAAUAACAUGACAGGAGAAGAUGGUCUUUGAGCAGAGCUCUGCAGUACUGUCCCCCCUCCCUGCUUGCCUUUCUGUUGUCUGCUCCAUCAGUCUCUGUAUCCUCUCUAAGGGAUAAAACUUUCUGCUAACUGCCCUAUUUUGGACACCCACACAACUAAAAUGGCAGCCUGUCCCAUCUAGCACUGAAAGGUACCUGCAGAACCCACUGGUGAUCUGCAUGGUGGGGCAGAGCCACCUUCUUCAGCACAGGUGACCAGGAGGAGGUUGGAGGUUGCUCUCCUCUUGGUGGGGAUGCCCAAAUGACGUUGCUCAGCAGAGGGUUUGAAGGGACUCCCCACACAUGCCCCCAGCAGCCAAAGGGGUGCAUGCUGAGGAGCACAUCACAAGGAGGAUCUGCUCUCGCCUUUCACUCCUGUUCCACCUCCUGCAGCAGCACGACAGAGCUGUUGGGGAAGACCAACUCUCUGCUUCUUGACUUGCUAUCCUUUAGCAAAAACAAAACCAAAAGAAGGCUUAUUAACUGAAAACAAAAAUAUGUGUUUCAAGUGUUAAAAAAGACCAUGGAAGGGGAGAAAAACCUCUUGUGUGUGAGGCACUUCUGCAAAUGUCAUCUAAAGCUUUUCUUUUCCUCUAGUUGAUAUCUCAAGCUGGGCCAAGCCAGACACGCAGCUUUCUCCUUUGUAACCUGAUUUUGGUUUGGUUUGGAUUUUGGUUUGGUUUUGGAAGAAAGAAAAAGAAAAUAAUACAAUGAAAAGCCAAACAACCCACAACUCCUUUCAUCCAGAUCUAUUAAAAAUGGCCUUUUGGGGGUUAUAAGCAUUAUGACAAAUUUAGUCCCCUUUUUUUUUUUUUGUAUAAAUAAUAGUGUUUAAUAUGUAUUUCCCAAAAUAAAUGUUUCAAAUGCAAAGAGAA